UAAGACACUCCACGUGGACACACACCUGGCUGCAUGUGUGUGUUUGGGCUACAGGACCCACAGGACUCAUAGAAGUAUGAAUGGAAAUCGUUAGGCCAGAAGAUAUCUGGAUCAUCUGGACAGUGUGACCAGCACGAUUCUUUUGUCCUGAAGAGUUUGUGGAGUUUGCUGUUGUUUAAUUAUAGGUUCUGUAUGACAGAAGUAACUCAGUGAUGGAUGCAUGAAACAUCCAACGGUAGACCACAAUGGUCCAGUGCAGUCUAUAUUGAAUCAGAUGUGAAUUUUACCCUCUAGUGCUUCCUGAUCUUGAGAGGGGACAACCACAAGAGGAGACAGCAGGGGACAAAUACAGCGACAACAGAGCUCUCCAAUACAAGAGACACUAUCAGCACAUUUAACACUAUCACAAAGAGGUGUGAAAAGAAAAGAAAAGAAAAGAAAAGAAAAGAAAAGAAAAAGGCUCUCUUACAGAUGCAUGGUAGUGUGUAGGUGUGAAACUGCCUGGUGCACAUCAAGGACAAUUUCUGGAUUUGCUGUCACUGUUUUUCGACUAAUAAACGGGAAGACGCACGGGGAAAGACUGCGUUUGGUUGCCAUGUCGUUAAAGGAGUGCGUAUACGUCAAAAAACGUGAAGAAGCCAUUUGAAUACAUAAAUCCAGACUUGUGCUUUUAAGGCUUUAUCUAACAAAAUCUGCACUUGCAAGCAUGGCUCUAUGGCCCACCCUUAUCUUCAUUCUCUCUCUGAUUGGCUGCUGCGCUUUUGAGGAGCAACCCAAAGUUACAGCUCUGCCCCCUCCUCGAGGGUGUGGCACUGCAGUCGACCCGCCCUACAGAGUUCUGUGCGACCUGGAGUCUGUUUGGGGCAUAGUUUUAGAGGCCAUAGCAUGUGGUGGUACUGUAUCGGCAUUGAUUUUAAUUGCGAUUCUCCUUGCCAAACUAAAAACGGUAACGGAACCGAAGAAGCGAUGUGGCGUCGGCCCCCUCCUCCUCCUAUUGGCCGGAACGGUGGGUCUUUUCAGUCUAUCGCUGGUUUUCCUGGUGGGGCGUGGCGAGGUACUCUGCGUGGUUCGACGUGGGCUCUGGGGGGCGCUGUUUGCGCUAUGUUUCUCAUGUUUGUUGGUGCAGGGGGUGCGACUGAAGAAGCUAGCCAUGGGAAGGCAGAGCCCAACUGGGAGCUGUCUCGCCGGGGUGGCAUUCGCACUCACCACGGUCCAGGGUGUCAUCGCUGGAGAGUGGCUGUUGCUUACGGUGCUCCGGGAGGGACAUGCAGCAUGUGAUUACCUGCCUUUUGACUUUGUGUUAGUGUGUAGCUAUGCUCUAGCAUUGUUGCUGGUGGCUACUGUGUUGUCGUUGGCCGUUGUGCUGUGCGGAGGCGGCAACAGGGAGGAGUCAAACCGGAAAAGGAUGAAAUGGAGGUGUAAUGGCGUCUGGCUUUUUCUUUCGUGUCUUUCAUCUCUUCUCCUCUGGGUCGCCUGGCUCGGGCUGUAUCUCUAUGGCAACGCUGCCAUCGUGACCAUUGCAAAGGACUGGGAUGAGCCAGCACUGGCAGUUGCCUUGGUGACAGAGGGAUGGGUGCUGUUGUUAUUUCAUGCCAUUCCAGAAGCCCACCUGUGUUUGCGUCCAGCCGCUCAGAGGAAUGCAGACGCGGGGCAAAACUACUACGAUGCCCCUCAGCUUCCAACACUGCAGGGUUACCAUGACGACGAGCGGCCAACCAAUCCCAGAGUUCCAUACACAGACAGUCAGGCGUUCUCUGUAGAGGAGCAUAGUGCAGUUCUGCAGGCUGGAGGUUUUCAUAACGGAUUGAUACGACCUGCUGUGCCAUUUCGCAGUCAUGUUUAUCAACCCACUGAGAUGGCCUUGCUCAUGAAUGCAGGAACGAUCCCAACUGCCCCUCCAAACUUCACAGGGAGGCAUCUGUGGUGAGAAUGUUCGCCGUGGCAAUAACAAUCUCUUCUCCCUCAUGAAGGAGUCACUUUGGGUGACUUAACAGAGUCAAAAGGCACUUUAAUGAGGUUUCAUAUUGAUCAUUUGGAAAUGCUUUUGUUAUAAAAGUUAAAGGUUCUCAAUGUGGGGGUAGGCUAAUUUUGCACAAGGUGUUUAAAAUUGAUGUGUGAAAUUCUUUUCAAUGUUAAAAAUAUUUUCUGCUAAGCCACUUAAAUGUUCAGUCAACUGUAAUAAGUUAACUAUUUGUAGGAAAAGCCCACAAAAAGUGUAAACACUGUGGUGCUAUCAAAACAUUGCUCUAUUUGUUUGAGCAGUCUGACAUUCAAAUUCUGGCUCAGCUAAUAGCAUGAGUUUGGGACGGGACUAUACAGACAAGGGCGGGCCAGAACCUGCAGUAUUUUCGCAAUUUUGUUUAACGCAAAGAAUGAAUCACUUCGGCUGUUAAGUGGCUCACCUUCAAAGCACUUUGGACAAAUGACAGAAAGUGUUGAAAUCAUACACUGAUGAGGGCCUGUAUUUAUUUACAUAAUCAAAGAGAGAAGUGAAUAAAAGAGGGAAAGAGAACAACAGUGUAGGAGUAAAAAAGUGUGUGUGAUACAACGAGAAAGAGUACUAAUUAAUUCCUAGCCUUAUAGUUAAUGCAAAUAUUCCUGCUUUCCACUUUUAAAAAUAUAAUCAGAGUCUAUUACUUUCUAUACCUCUUUAUUUAAAGGGAUAGUUCACCCCAAAAUAAAACUUCUCUCAUAAUUUACUCCCCUUCAUGCCAUCCCAGAUGUGUAUAACUUUCUUUCUUCUGCAGAACACAAACGAAGAUUUUUAGAGAAUAUUUCAGCUCUGUUGGUCCAUACAGUGCAAGUGAAUGGUGACCAAAACUUUGAAUCUCCAAAAAGCACAUAAAUGCAGCAUAAAGGUAAUCUGUGGUUUAGUCAUUUUUUCAACCAAAAAAUUUUUCUGCAUCACUUUUUGGACCUCCAGGCACUACACUGAGCUGAUUUAUGCCCACCAGGGUGCAUCCUCUCGGCCUCAGCCGGUUCGACAGAGGGCCUGGUUCUUACACCCUCUCCCGAAGGUGUGAUAUGAUAGGUGUGGGUGAGAAACAGAUCAAUAUUUAAGUCCUUUUUUACUAUAAAUAUCCACUUUCAUUUUCACAUUCUUCUUUUGCUUUUUGGCCAUUAGCAUUCUUUGUGCAUAUCGCCACCUACUGGUCGGGCCUGGUCAUAGGUGGAGAUUUAUAGUAAAAAAGGACUUAAAUAUUGAUCUGUUUCUCACCCACACCUAUCAUAUCACUUCUGAAGACAUGGAUUAAACCACUGGAGUCUUAUGGAUUACUUUUAAUAUGCCUUUACAUGAUUUUGUGAAUGGGUGAACUAUCCCUUUAAAUAACUAAAUUUGUGUAUUUAAACUUGUAUGAAAUUGUUAAAUUGGUCUCUUUUUAAACUUUUUAAAUUGCAUCUUUUUUGUUUGUUUGAUUGUUUGUUUGUUUUGAUAUAACAAAAAAAUGUGACUCUUUCACCAAACUUUGCACGCUUAUUGACCAUAAUACUUUACACAGUUUAAGGUAUACACAUAGCAUCACUAUUGUAAUGUUUAUGCCAUGUUUGAUCUUGCAACGAAAUACUGUGUUCUUUGAUUUAAUGUUGCUAUAGUGCACAAUGCACAUGUCAAGAACUGCUGGUCUGAAGGUGCUGCAGCUGGUUGAGCAUUUGGAGUGUUCUGAACAGGGUGAGUGGAAAGAUGUGUUUGCAUUUUGCUUUAUCAAGUGGAGAUUUCAUGAUUUGCACAGACUUGAAAUGGUUGUAUU
Molecule: messenger RNA, 3749 nt
Organism: Myxocyprinus asiaticus (Chinese sucker)
Lineage: Eukaryota; Metazoa; Chordata; Actinopteri; Cypriniformes; Catostomidae
Product: G-protein coupled receptor family C group 5 member B-like
Exons: 4
Coding region: 707-1927 (406 amino acids)
Biological process (GO): G protein-coupled receptor signaling pathway
Cellular component (GO): plasma membrane; extracellular exosome; intracellular membrane-bounded organelle
Molecular function (GO): protein kinase binding; G protein-coupled receptor activity; protein kinase activator activity
Source: RefSeq, a predicted model, not a curated record